UCUUUCCUCCUCCGAUGGCUGUGGCUGCAAUCCGAUUCAGGUAGAUCGACAACGUCGGCGGGAUGGACGAUGCCGGUGAGAUCUGCUCGUUCUCGCGGUCGUCGUCUUCGGCGAGGGAGGACGACGAGGAGGACCAGCGGUGGGCGGCGCUGGAGAAGCUGCCGACCUACGACCGAGCACGGACGGCGCUGCUGGCCAUGCCGCCGGACGGCGAGCUGCGGGAGGUGAACGUCCAGCGGCUCGCCGCCGUGGAGCGGCGCGCGCUGCUGCAGCGCGUCGCCGGCGUCGCCGACGACCAUGCACGCUUCCUCGCCAAGUUCAAAGAACGCGUCGAUCGGGUUGGAAUUAAGCUACCGACGGUUGAAGUGCGGUAUGAGAAUCUGAACAUUGAAGCAGAGUCGUAUGUGGGCAGGAGGGGACUUCCCACCAUUCUCAAUACAUAUACCAUCAUAAUGGAGGGCCUGACAAAUGCUCUUUGCAUUACAAAAAAGAUAACACACAAAAUACCAAUCCUUCACAAUGUGAGUGGGAUUAUCAAGCCUCACAGAAUGACCUUGUUGUUAGGCCCUCCAGGUUCAGGAAAAACAUCACUAUUAUUGGCCUUGGCUGGAACAUCAACCUUAAAGGUAUCUGGAACAAUAACUUACAAUGGGCAUUCAAUGGAGGAAUUUGUGCCCCAAAGAUCUGCAGCUUAUGUUAGCCAACAUGAUGUACAUAUGGCUGAACUGACAGUUCGGGAGACAGUCAAUUUCGCUGCAAAGUGUCAAGGGGUUGGCCAUCAUUAUGACUUGCUAAUGGAACUGUUGAGGAGAGAGAAGGAACAAAAUAUUAAACCAGAUCCAGAAAUUGAUAUAUAUUUGAAGGCAGCUACAACAGGAGAGCAGAAAGCUGAGGUGGUCACAAAUCACAUACUAAAGAUUUUGGGAUUGGAUAUCUGUGCCGACACAAUAGUAGGGAACAAUAUGCUGAGAGGCAUAUCAGGAGGGCAAAAAAAGCGACUAACGACAGCUGAGAUGAUUGUUACACCAGGACGAGCACUUUUCAUGGAUGAGAUAUCAACUGGACUUGAUAGCUCGACAACAUUCCAGAUAGUUAACACCAUCCGACAAACCAUUCGCAUUCUUGGUGGAACAGCAGUUAUUGCUUUGCUACAGCCCGCACCUGAGACAUAUGAAUUGUUUGAUGAUAUAAUUCUACUAUCAGAUGGUCAAGUUGUCUACAAUGGCCCUCGUGAUCAUGUGCUUGAGUUCUUUAAAUCGGUUGGAUUCAAAUGCCCUGAGAGAAAAUGCGUAGCUGACUUCUUGCAGGAAGUUACAUCUAGGAAAGAUCAGAAACAAUACUGGAUAGGUAGUGAUGACACAUACCAAUAUGUUCCUGUUACGAUGAUUGCUGAGGCAUUUCAGUCUUUCCAUGUCGGUCAAGCAAUCAGAAGUGAGUUGGCAAUCCCAUUUGAGAAGAGCAAGAAUCACCCCGCUGCGCUGGCAACAUCUAAGUAUGGUGUUAGCAUGAAAGAACUACUCAAAGCAAACAUUUAUAGAGAGAUAUUGCUAAUGAAAAGAAAUUCGUUUUUGUAUAUAUUCAAGGCAAUUCAGCUAAAACUGGUCGCAAUAAAUGCAAUGACUGUGUUUAUCCGAACCAAUAUGUAUCGUGACUCGAUAGAAAAUGGGAGGUCAUACAUGGGAGCACUAUUCUAUGGAAUGAUGAUGAUUGUGUACAGUGCUUUGGCAGAAAUGGGACCAGCUAUUGCGAAGCUCCCAGUUUUGUUCAAGCAAAGAGAUCUAUUAUACUACCCAUCAUGGACAUAUUCCUUGCCAUCUUGGAUCAUUAAGAUCCCUAUCUCCUUCCUCAACACAACAGUUUGGGUCUUCCUAACAUACUACGUCAUUGGAUUUGAUCCAAAUGUACUGAGAUUUUUCAGACAGUUCCUUGUACUUUUUGUUUUGUGUGAGGUAAUAUAUGCACUUUUCCGCUUCAUUGUUGCCCUUACAAGGCAUCCGGUUAUUGCAAGCAACAUGGGCCCAUUCUGCAUCCUCAUUUUUAUGCUUUCAUGUGGAUUCAUCUUGACUAGAGAUGAUGUCAAGAAAUGGUGGAUAUGGUUGUAUUGGAUAUCACCCCUAAUGUAUGCCUUAAACGCUUUAGCCGUAAAUGAAUUCCUAGGUCAAAUCUGGAACAAGUCAAUACUUGGUUACAAAGGACCACUUGGAAGGCUAGUUUUAGGAUCUAGUAGUUUUCUUCCUGAGACCAAAUGGUAUUGGAUUAGUAUUGGCGCCUUGCUCGGAUAUGUGCUUUUAUUCAAUGUCCUCUACACCAUAUGUCUCACAUUUCUCACACUAUUUAGCAGGAGCCAACCAACAAAGCCUCAGGAAAUGUUGCAGAUAAAACAACAUAAUUUAACUAAUGAAGUUUUGGAAGCAUCGUCUGGAGGGCGUGCUGCCUGCAAUACAAUAUAUGCUAAGGAAAUCAUCAAUGAUGAAGCAAAUUCGUACCAUGCAACAAGACAUUCUAGUGCUGGAAAUAAAGGAAUGGUUCUCCCUUUUGUACCUCUUUCCAUCACCUUUGAAGACAUAAGAUAUAGUGUAGACACGCCAGAGGCAUUUAAAGCAAAAGGUAUGACAGAGGGUCGACUGGAACUAUUGAAAGAUAUCAGUGGUUCUUUUAGGCAAGGAGUACUUACAGCUCUUAUGGGUGUCAGUGGUGCGGGAAAGACAACACUGCUGGAUGUGUUGGCUGGGAGAAAAACUAGUGGAUAUGUACAGGGUAGUAUUACCAUCUCUGGCUACCCAAAAAAGCAAGAAACUUUUGCCCGAAUUUCAGGAUAUUGUGAACAAAAUGACAUCCAUUCACCAAAUGUAACUGUCUAUGAGUCCCUUAUGUUCUCCGCAUGGCUUAGAUUACCUGUUGAAAUUGAUUCUGCGACAAGAAAGAUGUUUGUUUAUGAAGUCAUGGAGCUGGUGGAGAUUCUCUCCUUAAAAGAUGCACUGGUUGGAUUACCUGGCGUUAGUGGAUUAUCAUCUGAACGAAGGAAAAGACUAACAAUAGCAGUGGAACUAGUUGCAAACCCAUCCAUUAUAUUUAUGGACGAACCAACAUCUGGACUUGAUGCACGAGCAGCAGCCAUUGUGAUGAGAGCAAUAAGAAAUACGGUGGACACAGGAAGAACCGUUGUUUGCACAAUUCACCAACCAAGCAUUGAGAUAUUUGAAUCUUUUGAUGAGCUCUUCCUAAUGAAACAAGGAGGUGAAGAGAUUUAUGUAGGUCCUAUAGGACGACAAUCAUGUGAAUUAAUUAAAUAUUUUGAGGCUAUUCAAGGUGUCAGCAAGAUAAAAGAUGGCUACAAUCCUUCAACAUGGAUGUUGGAAGUGACUAGUACAACGCAGGAACAAAGAACUUGCGUGGACUUUUCUCAAAUAUACAAGAAUUCUGAGCUAUAUAGGAGGAACAAAAAUUUGAUUAAGGAGUUAAGUGCACCUCCUGAAGGUUCAAGCGACUUAUCAUUUCCAACUCAAUAUUCACAGCUUUUUCUUACACAAUGGUUGGCUUGCCUAUGGAAGCAACAUCUAUCGUAUUGGAGAAAUCCUCCUUAUAUUGUUGUGAGGUACCUCUUCACUAUUGUAGUUGCACUCUUGUUCGGAACCAUGUUCUGGGGUAUUGGCAAAAAAAGACAAAAUCAACAAACCUUGUUCAGUAUCAUGGGUGCCAUGUAUUCGGCAUGUAUGGCAAUGGGGGUGCAGAACUCUAGUUCUGUUCAGCCAGCUAUCUUUGUUGAGCGCACGAUCUUUUACAGGGAAAGAGCAUCACACAUGUACUCUGCUUUGUCGUACGCCUUGGGACAGGUUGCAAUUGAAUUUCCAUACAUUUUUCUUCAGACCAUAAUAUAUUGUGUGCUAGUGUAUGCCAUGGUAGGGUAUGAGUGGACAUGUGCCAAAUUUCUUUGGUACCUCUUCUUCAUGUUCUUCACACUAUCAUACUUCACAUUUUAUGGCAUGAUGAUGGCGGGUUUGACUCCAAACAAUGCCAUGUCUGCUGUUGUUUCCACGGCAUUCUAUAACAUAUGGAACCUUUUCUCAGGAUUUCUAAUACCACGGAUUAGAAUUCCAGUAUGGUGGAGGUGGUACUAUUGGAUGUGCCCUGUUGCUUGGACACUCAAUGGAUUGCUUACAUCACAGUUUGGGGAUGUAAAUGACAAGUUUAAUAAUGGCGUGAGUGUAUCUGACUUUAUCGAGAGCUACUUUGGUUACAAGCAGGACUUGUUGUGGGUGGCCGCUGUGGCAGUUGUCUCCUUUGCUAUUCUCUUUGCCUUCCUUUUUGGACUCUCACUUAGGCUAUUCAACUUCCAGAAGAGAUAAGUAAGGAAGACCAUGUCGAGUUUCAGACUUUGAUCAAAUAUUGGUUAUCAUAGAUGUUUUACAGUAUGUGCAUAAUGGCAUAAUGGCAUAUAACAUGCUUACAAGCAUCUGUUUUGCCAAUAUAAAAUGCAGCCGUGCCGAGUGAGUUUGUUUAAUGGCUGUUUGCAAAA
This is a messenger RNA of Oryza sativa Japonica Group (Japanese rice), 4516 nucleotides long. Its product is annotated as ABC transporter G family member 52-like. NCBI's taxonomy places the organism in Eukaryota, Viridiplantae, Streptophyta, Magnoliopsida, Poales, Poaceae. The record is from RefSeq and is a predicted model, not a curated record. Gene Ontology annotation, molecular function: ATP hydrolysis activity; ABC-type transporter activity; ATP binding. Gene Ontology annotation, cellular component: membrane.